This is a messenger RNA of Pseudogymnoascus verrucosus, 3311 nucleotides long. It is a transcript of the gene MNN10, whose product is annotated as alpha-1,6-mannosyltransferase. Gene Ontology annotation, biological process: protein N-linked glycosylation. The coding region runs from base 1192 to 2595 and encodes 467 amino acids. The transcript is spliced from 4 exons. The record is from RefSeq and is a predicted model, not a curated record. Gene Ontology annotation, cellular component: Golgi membrane. Lineage: Eukaryota; Fungi; Ascomycota; Leotiomycetes; Thelebolales; Thelebolaceae. Gene Ontology annotation, molecular function: glycosyltransferase activity.
UUAUCCUUUUGCCUUUUUGUCAAUCUGUAAUUGAGAUACUGUGUUAUUACUUACUUACCUUAUUCCCCCCCUACCCCGUACAUAUAAAAGUGUAGCCCGACCACAUUACAUUAUACUUACUUAACAUUUGCAAUUUCAGUUUCUCUCGUGUUGCUCUGCCGAUAAGCUCGUUGGGGGGAUUGAGGGGAUAAAAGCAUUGCAAUCAUUGGAUGUACUCUUACUUUCGUAAUGUACCUCUAGCUGCGGGCUGAUCGCAACAUCCAUACUACCACGCCCAUACUAUACUACGCCAUACUAGUAGUAAUCAAUCAUACUACUCCAUACACUCCAUAACAGCUCCAGCCAACUCGAUUACUACUCGUCCAACGUCCAUCAUCGUCCAUACUGGAGUAGUCCUAGCCCUACUAGCCUUGCAAAAAGCGGUCGAAUACGAAAGCCACAGCACCCAUUAGCACCCAUUAGCACCCAUGAGCACCCACAGCGCCCAAAAUCCCACCAUCGACAUCUGGCCACUCACUGUCACUCUAACCCCUUGCGACGAUUACCGCACUAUAGUACUAUAGUACUACUACUACUACUCUCUCCUCCCUCGUACAGGAAAAGUAUCUGAAGUGGGAAAAAGAGGAGAUAGACAUAUACAGCCUCGAAAGCCCUUUUUCUUCCUCCGCUUUCAACAUUGUACCCUACUCUUAUCUCACCUGAACCCGAUCAUAAGUUUCGCUAUAGUUCCGCUAGACACACCAGAGACAUCACUACUGCAAACUCCGCGCCAACUGUACAUACUGUACGUCGAUACGAUACGGCUUCUAUCGACCGGAACCUACACCCCUGCUUCCCCCCCAUACUCGACUUGCCCCGAGUACAAGGCGUACGUAGUCGCAGUCGCUUAUCUUUUGUGUUCGUGCUGUGAGCACUACAUACUAUCCCAUCAGCCACAGCGACAACCACCAGACGGUCCCCGACCCUCUGGUGUAUCUCUCAGCCUUCGCUCUGGCUACCUCCACUCCCGUCUCGACGUCGUCUUCGUCGCAAGUUUCAUCUUUCUCACAUCGGCGACGGAGAUCAUCAGCUGCUGCUGGCAUUCCUCACAUUCCACAGACUCUCAACGUCCAGGACGCGAACGACGCUUCAGCACGAGGGCGCGGCGGAGGCUCUUCUCUCUCUCCCAUUCCAGGCACACCCAAUCCCUCGAUGUCGCUCUCACGGUCGCCGUCUCCCAACGAGGACGGCGGAUGGUCCAGCCCUGGGCUCACGACAAAUUAUGUCGAAACGAGCGGGCGGGCAAGUCCUGCCACUGGAUUGCGCGGGGCGAAUGCGAACACUAACAGCGUGACGUGGGAUGGCGCAAGGAAAAAGAGCUCGAAAGUCAAUGGCGGGUAUCCCUCCUUCUCGACACAGAACAAUGGCUUUUUCAGCAGACACAUGCGCAACAUCUCAACUAGCUUGCCCAAAUUCGUGAUCACCCCAGACGAUUCGAAGUACGCUGAGAAGGAGAAGCUGGGCCGUGGGCGGUGGAUGCCCAACAGGAGCAGCAAACUCGGCCGAUUGGCAAACUUUUCCAUAAACACAUUUCAGAAGUUCAGACUUCGCUUUUUGAUCGUCUUUGGACUGAUCUUCGCAACGAUUCUCUUUUACACGACUCCGUUGCAUUACUACUGGCGUAGAGCGCCUUUAUUGGGAGGCGGUAAGAAGUUUGUCAUUAUAUUGGCAGCAAACCAAGGAGGAGGAGUGAUGGAAUGGAAGGGCCCUCGCGAAUGGGCGAUUGAACGAGACAGCAUACGAAAUAAGCGCAGAUACGCGGCGAGAUGGGGUUACGACUUGGAGAUUGUGGAUAUGAGCACGAAGAAACGAUACGCACAUGAAUGGCGAGAGAGCUGGGAGAAGGUGGACACCAUCAGGAACUGCUUGACAAAGUACCCUGAUGCUGAAUGGUUCUGGUGGCUGGACUUGAAUACGUUUAUUAUGGAGCCAUCCUACUCCCUCCAGUCCCACAUCUUCAACAACCUCGCAGCCAACACCUACCGAGAUAUUAACCACUACAACCCGCUCAACAUCAGCCAUCCGUUCACCGAUAAAUACCUGGACGAGAAAUCAUUGUCUCCCGUCGGCGACGGAAAGGCCAAUUCUAUCAACUUGGUAGUGCCGCAAGAUUGCAGUGGCUUCAACCUUGGCUCCUUCUUCGUCAAGCGCAGCCCAUGGACCGACCGCCUGCUUGACGUCUGGUGGGACCCGGUAGCCUACGAGCAGAAGCACAUGGAAUGGGAGCACAAGGAACAGGAUGCCUUGGAGUUCAUGUACUCCGCUCAGCCGUGGAUCAGGCCACACACUGCAUUCAUCGAACAACGCAAAGCAAACUCAUUCCCGCCUGACGCCUGCAACAGCCACGGCAACGAUCCUCUAAUUCACUACGACCGAAAGGGCCGUGAUUUCCUAGUCAACAUGGCAGGCUGCGAGUGGGGACGCGAUUGCUGGGGAGAGAUGUACAACUACCGAGAACUGAGCAACCUGCUUAACCGCAACCCAUGGGAGCUGUUCAAGGAGGAGAUUGUCGCCGUUAUCUGGUUCAAGUUGACUGGGCAGAAAGUAAGGCUGUGAUGAGCUAGUCUCGGGAGCCUCACACAAACCUAUAUACGCACCAAGACACUCCUUUCUCCCCACGGCGACACUUUUGUUAUAUGUUCUCGCAUUGUCGGCCCUCGACGGGUCAUGAUACCCACGCCUUGUUCGCAAAUAUACCACGUCAAUAACGCCUACCUUCUUGUACCAUAUAAUCCAUAAUCUGGCUGGAACAUCAACGAGCACGCCUUCAAAUGAUCGAUCAAAAGGGAAACGCGCUCUCUCACGCGCCGGGCAUUAAAGAUGCAAAUUUUAUCUUCCUUUCCGCUGUUUCACUUUCUUGACUCACUUCGCGUCCACGUCCCAUCGCAUGCACGAUGCGACGCGUGUUGGACCCGCCCUUCAUUCUGGGUGUUUGGUUUGGGAGUUUUAGAUGGGCUGUUCCAUGCAUGGUGGCGCAAAAACUUACCUCUUCAUGUAUUUAAAACUUUGUUUGUUUUCCGUUUAUUUGGUGGUUGACGGAGGGAGCCAUGAUGUAUCAUAGUAUUGAGCCGGCCCAUGUAGGGAGGGAGUGGUCGGUCGGGAUAGCAGCAACCCGUUGGAAUGAGGGAGAUUCUCGUUUCAGAAAUCAAUUAACUGGAAUUGCUCACUUCCGGUUUCACAGAUGUUGUUGUGAUUUGAAACACUGCGAUUUGUCUUGAUGAGGUGGCUGUAGGUCUUAAAAUACGACACAGUAACUGUAAAUAGUAACGAUG